This is a messenger RNA of Epithele typhae, 3519 nucleotides long. Its product is annotated as glycoside hydrolase family 38 protein. The transcript has 26 exons. Gene Ontology annotation, biological process: oligosaccharide catabolic process; mannose metabolic process. Gene Ontology annotation, molecular function: alpha-mannosidase activity; carbohydrate binding. Gene Ontology annotation, cellular component: fungal-type vacuole membrane. Lineage: Eukaryota; Fungi; Basidiomycota; Agaricomycetes; Polyporales; Epitheliaceae. The record is from RefSeq and is a predicted model, not a curated record. Bases 1 to 3519 code for a protein of 1172 amino acids.
AUGGCGCACCACGGCCACCACCAUCACCACCAUGCUGCCCCGCCGGCGGAAUACCCAAAGGAAAACCACGGGCCGGGCGCGAAGUGGAUCAAGCACCUCACCCAGAACAGGCUGGGCACGUUCAACGGCGGGCACUUCAGCGACGUGAACCUGAGCUCGGUCCUCUACCACCACCGGAUCGACAACAAGGAGAACGUGAAGCUCGAGGUGUGGAGCGCGCCGGGGCUCGAGAAGCCGCUGUUCGCGGAGGCCAUGAAGCAGAAGUUCAAGUCGGCGAAGAAGGGGGACUCGUUUGGGCCGUCUUGUGAGGGUACGUGCGGCGACGGGAUGAGAGAGAAAGAGACGGAGAGGAACGCUGACGAGGAAUCGCAGACGAACCACUGGUGGAAGGUCUCGCUCACCAUUCCCGCGUACUGGGAGCAGUAUGAGCGCGUUCAGUUCGAAUUCGAUCCCGACUGCGAGGCCAUGAUCUUCACGACCGACGGCACGCCGCUCCAGGGCAUCACUGGCGGAUACGGCGGCGACCGUCGCGUGGAGCACAUCAUCCCCCGCAGCGCCGUCAAGGCAGGCAAGUACGAGCUCGUCAUCGAGUCCAGCUGCAACGGCAUGUUCGGCGUCCCGUGGAACGGCGACACGAUCGCCCCGCCCGAUAUGAACCGGUACUUUGGCCUGCGCUCCGCGGACCUCGUCGUGCCGAACAUGACGGCGUGGCACCUGAUGUGGGACUUCCAGACCCUGCGCGAGCUCGCGGACUCGAUCCCGGGCAACACCGCGCUCCAGAACAAGGCGAUCGUGACCGCGAACGAGAUCAUGAACGUGUUCGACCGUGGGGACGUGGAGAGCAUCGCGCACGGGCGCAAGCUUGCAGAGGACGUUUUCGGCGAGGCGUGGGCGGCGAAGGGCGCGGGGAUCUACGAGGAGGGCGCGGAGAAGGCGCAGGUGUGGGGGAUCGGGCAUUGCCACAUUGAUACGGCUUGGCUUUGGCCGUACCAUGUUACCCAGCAGAAGACGGCGCGCUCGUGGUCAACCCAGGUCGAUCUUAUGGAACGCUUCCCUGAGCACCGCUUCACCUGCAGUCAGGCGCAGCAGUUCAAGUGGCUCGAGCAGCAAUACCCUCCGCUUUUCAAGCGCAUCAAGGACAAGGUCGCUGAAGGCAAAUUCCACGUCGUCGGUGGCUCGUGGGUCGAGAACGACUCGAACAUGCCUUCCGGUGAGGCUCUUGCGCGCCAGUUCAUCUUCGGCCAGCGUUACUUCGAGUCCCGCUUCGGCAUCCGCUGCAACACGGCCUGGCUACCUGACUCGUUUGGCCUCACCGGCGCGCUGCCGCAACUCAUCCGGCUCGCGGACAUGGACUACUUCUUCACACAGAAGCUGUCAUGGAACAACAUCAACAACUUCCCGCACUCCACGUUCAAUUGGGUUGGCAUUGACGGCACGCAGGUUCUCUGCCAUAUGACCCCUGUCGACACCUACACGGCGCAGGCCACGGUUGGCGACGUCAACAAGGGCGUAACCAACCACAAGAACCUUGAGUCCUCCGGAACCUCCCUCCUUGUCUUCGGUAACGGAGAUGGCGGAGGCGGUCCCCUCGAGAAGAUGCUUGAGAACCUCCGCCGUAUCCGCGCAGCGUCGAACCACUCGCGCGACCUCCCGCCCGUGCUCAUGGGCCGCUCGGUGGACGAGUUCUUUGACGUGCUCGCGGCCGAUUCGAAGGCCGGUUCUACAUUGCCCAACUGGAGCGGCGAGCUUUACCUCGAGUUCCACCGUGGAACGUACACCUCGCACGGUUCGAUCAAGAAGGGCAACAGGAAGUCCGAGAUUCUCCUCCGCGACGUCGAGAUUAUCUCCACGUUCGCGAGCUUGUUCAAGUUCCACAAGAAGGACUAUGUAUAUCCAAACCAGCGGAUCAACGACUGCUGGGAAAAGGUCCUGCUGAACCAAUUCCACGAUGUCCUCCCGGGCUCUGCAAUCGGCAUGGUCUACAAUGAUGCUGAAAAGCUCUACGCUGAGGUUCGGGAAGAGGGCGAGACCCUCAUUGAGGAGGCCUUUGCGACCAUCUUCCCCUCGUCGGUCGCCCUCGCCGAUCCGUCCAUCAAAUCGAAAAAGAACGGCACGCUCGUUGGCUACAAUACCACCUUCUUCCCUCGCCGGGACAUCAUCGAGGUUCCGCUCUCGGGCGGCGCUUCGCGUCUCCGCUCCCAGGUCGUGCAGGCAGCGAAGGACGGCUCGGUUGGAUACGCGCUCAUGGACUGCGCUAACGGCGGCGGCGUCUCGUACGGCACUGGCAUGUACGCUGACUGCAAGCCUGUUUCCGUAACUCGCGUCGGGACCGACCAAUUCAUCCUCCGGAAUGCCAGUGUCCAACUCACCAUCGCGGACGGCCGGAUCACCAGCCUCUACGACGUGGCUCUCGAGCGCGAGCUCAUUCCGACCGGCGAGACUGGUGGGCUGAUCAUCUUCGAUGACAGGCCGAACUACUGGGACGCUUGGGACGUCGAAAUCCACCAUCUCGAGAAGUACAAGAAACUCAAGUUUGAGAGCAUCACCAUCGCUUCCGAGGGUCCGCUCCGCGUGUCGCUCAAGGCCGAGGUCAAGUAUGGUCAGAGCUCCAUCAAUGUCAUGAUCUCGCUGGAUGCCAUCGGAGCCUCUAUGAAGAAGAACUCCCGCUCGUUCUUCCGAUUCGACGCGCAGGUCGACUGGCACCAGCGCCAUGAGUUCCUCAAGUUCGAGCUCCCGCUGAACAUCAAGAACGAUUACGCGACGUACGAGACUCAGUUUGGGCACGUGCAGCGCUCGACGCACAAGAAUACUACCUGGGACAUGGCUAAAUUCGAGGUCUGCGGCCACAAGGCUGGGCUCAUCUAUCAGUACGCGGAUCUCAGCGAAUACGGGUACGGUGUCGCCAUCCUUUCCGAGUCCAAGUAUGGCUUCUCGUGCCGCGGCAACGUGCUCCGCAUCUCGCUUCUGCGCGCGGCCACCGCUCCCGACGCCGAACAAGAUCAAGGCAAGCACGAGUUCUCGUGGGCAGUGCUGCCCCACCAGGGCUCGUUCCUCGAGUCCGACGUGCCGAUCGCCGCGAUCUUGUUCAACUCGCCGCUGCACGUGCGCCUCGUCGAGGACACCGCCGCUGCGCCGCUGCUGAAGACGAAGCCCGCGUUCGUCGUCGAGGGCGCGCCGAACAUCUUCCUCGAGACCGUCAAGCGCGGGCUCGACGACGACUUCUCCGCCACGGGAUCAGACGGGCAGACGAUCGUGCUCCGGCUGUACGAGGCCUUCGGCGGGCACGGGACCGUGAAGCUCAGGAUCGCGGCGCACCUGCCGGUCGUGAAGGUGCUCGAGACGAACCUGCUCGAGGACGAGCUGAAGGAGCACGCGGCGUACCAGACCGCAGACGCGGACGCGGCAGUCAAACUGAGCUUCCACGGGUUUGAAGUAAAGACGAUCAAGCUGCUCUUGGGCAAGCAGAGUGCCGUGCCGAAGCGGGAGAGCUGGGUGACCGUCGACAGCCCCGGCUUUUGA